This is a messenger RNA of Rhodotorula graminis WP1, 270 nucleotides long. RefSeq lists its product as uncharacterized. Lineage: Eukaryota; Fungi; Basidiomycota; Microbotryomycetes; Sporidiobolales; Sporidiobolaceae. The transcript has 3 exons. Bases 50 to 253 code for a protein of 67 amino acids. The record is from RefSeq and is a predicted model, not a curated record.
CGACUUGAGGAGGGUCGUCGACAAGGUCGAAGGGUGGGAGAGCGAGAGGAUGAGGGCGACGCUUGAGCGGGACCAGAUGCGCCGCCUGUCGACCCUCCAGCCCGAGCUGGACUUUGUCUCCUCGAUCGCCGACAAGAACGCCCUCCGCGACUCGCUCGCAGCGCAGGUGCAGGAGGAGGUGCAGGAGAUCCACGCCGAGAUCGCCGAGCUGAGCGCAGCAGAGGCGGACGACGAGCAGGGAGCGGCGCAAUGAGCGAGUCUUCUCUCGGC